GUUAAUCAUCCAAUUUUUUAGGUCUCCUGAAAUACUUUAAUUGUAUCUAAAGGACCAAAAUGGUAAUUGAUGACCCACCAAACAGUCAACAUGAAUCUUUGAACCCAUAUAGAGAAGAUACGAAAGCUAAGGAUGAACUAAGCAUGGAAUCCAACUCUCCACGCUCUCAACUCCUUGAAACACCACCACCCAUCACCACCGCCACCGCCGCCGCCACCGCCACCCCCAAGAAACUAGCUUUAAUCCCACUUGUUUUCCUUAUCUUCUUUGAGGUCUCCGGCGGGCCAUAUGGUGAAGAAUCCACCGUGGGUGCUGCAGGGCCUCUUUGGGCCUUAUUGGGCUUCCUCAUUUUUCCCUUUAUCUGGAGCAUCCCUGAGGCUCUCAUCACCGCCGAGCUCACCGCUGCCUUCCCCGGCAACGGCAGUUUUGUCAUCUGGGCUGACCAGGCUUUUGGGCCCUUCUGGGGUUCGCUGUUGGGCUCCUGGAAGUUCCUUACUGGUGUCCUGAACUUGGCCUCAUACCCAGUUCUUUGCAUGGAUUAUCUCAAGCUAGUGUUUCCAGUUUUCUCUACAGGUUUGCCUCACUAUGUUGCAGUAUUAGUCUUAACUUUGAUGCUAUCUUUUCUGAACUACACAGGCUUGGCUAUAGUUGGAUACACUGCAGUGACUUUGGGUGUUGUAUCCCUCUCACCAUUCGUAGUAUUGACUCUGUUUUCAUUCCCCAAGAUCGAUCCUUCCAGGUGGAUCAGUUUGGGCGAAAAGGGUGUCCAAAAAGAUUGGACUUUGUAUUUCAAUACUCUUUUUUGGAACUUGAAUUUCUGGGAUUCUGCUAGUACUUUAGCAGGGGAAGUUGAGGACCCUCGAAGAACUUUUCCAAAAGCACUUUUUGCUGCUGGGUUGGUCACUUGUUUGGGUUAUUUAGUGCCUCUUUUAGCUGCUACUGGGGCUAUACCACUAAAACAAGAAGAUUGGGUUGAUGGGUAUUUUGCUGAUUUGGGUGAAAUGAUUGCUGGGAAAUGGUUGAAGAUUUGGAUUGAAAUCGGUGCAUGUUUGUCAGUUGCUGGACUUUAUGAAGCUCAAUUAAGCAGCUGUGUAUACCAGCUUCUGGGUAUGGCAGAUUUAGGAUUUUUGCCAGUGUCUUUUGGAGUGAGAUCAAGGUGGUUUAACACACCUUGGUUGGGAAUUUUAAUCUCAACAAUAAUAGCACUAGCAGGUUCUUACAUGGAUUUUGAUAAUAUAAUUUCUUCAGUGAAUUUCUUGUAUUGCUUGGGUAUGUUACUGGAAUUUGCAUCAUUUUUAUGGUUAAGAAGAAAAUUGCCAAAUAUAAAGAGGCCAUUUAGAGUGCCAAUGGGGUUGCCUGGUCUGGUAAUCAUGUGCUUGAUUCCAUCUGGGUUUUUGGUCUAUGUAAUGGCAGUGGCAACCACAACUGUGUAUUUGGUGAGUGCUAUUUUAACUCUUCUUGGUAUUCUUUGGUAUUUUUUCAUCAAGUUCUGCAAAUCAAAGAUGUGGGUUCAGUUUAACAAUGCAGAAGCACAAUUGGAGUAUCAGGACUAGAGUGUUGUGAAGGAUUUAUUAGCUUUUCUAAAUGUUAUAGGAUUAAAUUGCAUAUUGUUAAAUGAUACUGAUUACUUCUGUAGCUUGCCUCUUAUAUACAUUUGAUGGAUUUUGAUUCCUCCCAUUUUCAUGAAA
Messenger RNA from Hevea brasiliensis (rubber tree), 1688 nucleotides. Its product is annotated as probable polyamine transporter At3g13620. Gene Ontology annotation, molecular function: transmembrane transporter activity. Gene Ontology annotation, cellular component: membrane. Bases 60 to 1553 code for a protein of 497 amino acids. NCBI's taxonomy places the organism in Eukaryota, Viridiplantae, Streptophyta, Magnoliopsida, Malpighiales, Euphorbiaceae. The record is from RefSeq and is a predicted model, not a curated record. The transcript has a single exon. Gene Ontology annotation, biological process: transmembrane transport.